AUGCCUAAAGCUAAAAAAGUAACAAAAGAAAAAGUUAAACGAGUUAAAGGAGAAAAAAAUACAAAGAAAUCAAAAAGUCUUCAAAAAGAAGGAAUUGAUAAUUUAGCAAUUGUUAAUGAAGAAGGAGAAAUUAAAUAUAAUACAAGAUCAAAAGAUAGUGCUAUUGUUUCAGUUGGAAAACAAGGAGAAGAAAGUAAAGCAUGGCCAGAUUAUGUAUUUUUAAAAGGAACAUCAUUUUCAAGUAGUAAUAAAGAUAAAGUAAAAGAUAUUAAAAUAGAAAAUUUUACAUUACAAGUACCAGGAAAAGUUCUUCUUAAUAAUUCAUCAUUAACAAUGGGAUUUGGAUCAAAAUAUGGAUUAGUUGGAAAAAAUGGAAUUGGGAAAUCAGUAUUAAUGUGUGCUAUUUCAGGAAGAGAAAGUGGUACACCAUUUGCUAAUAUUCCAGCAAAUAUUAGAAUUUUACAUGUUCAACAAGAAGUUCCAGGAAAUGAAUUAACACCAUUAGAAACAGUAUUACAAGCAGAUAUUGAAAGAUUAUGGUUAAUUAAUGAAGAAAAAAGAUUAUUAACAGAAAAAGAUAAAAAAAUAGAAAAUAAAGAAAAUGAAGAAGAAGAAGAUAUUGAACCACCAUAUGAUUUAAAUGAUAUUUAUGAAAGAAUGAAAGAAAUUGAAGCAAGUAAAGCAGAACCAAGAGCAUUAAAAAUUUUAAAAGGUCUUGGAUUUGCAGAAGAUGAAAUGAAAAGUAAAACAACUAAAGAAUAUUCAGGAGGAUGGAGAAUGAGAAUUUCAUUAGCUACAGCAUUAUUUUUACAACCAGAUUUAUUAAUUUUAGAUGAACCAACAAAUCAUCUUGAUUUAAAUGCAGUUAUUUGGUUAGAACAUUAUUUAAUGAAUUGGAAAAAAUCAUUAUUACUUGUUUCACAUGAUACAUCAUUUUUAAAUAAUGUAUGUGAUCAUAUUGUUCAUUUUACUAAUCAAACAUUAACAACAUAUAGAGGAGAUUAUGGUAGUUUCUUAAAAGCAUUAGAAAUGAAAAAAAAUUCAGAUGAAAAGAAAAAAAGAAUUGAAAAGGCAGAACAACAAAAAGCAAAGAAAAAAGGAGAAGAAAAGAAAAAAGUAAAAGUUCAAUUAACAAAACAAGAAAAAGCAAGUAAAGAAUUAGAAGGAAAAGCACCAGUAUUUGAAUUCCCAGAUCCAGGAGAUUUUGAUACAUGUGCUGUUCAAUUUGAUGAAGUCUCAUUUAAAUAUGAAGGAGCAAAACAACCAAUUUUUAGAGAUUUACAAUUUGGAAUUUAUCUUAAAAGUAGAAUUGGAUUAGUUGGACCAAAUGGAACAGGUAAAUCUACAUUAAUGAAAUUAAUUGAUGGAGAAUUAAAAGAAACAACAGGAUUUAUUACUCGGGAUAGACAAUUAAGAAUUGGUAGAUUCCAUCAACAUCAUGUUGAUCAAUUACCUAUGAAUAUUUCUUCUAUUGAAUAUAUGCAAAAAACAUUCCCAUCAGCUCAAAUUCAAGAAAUUAGACAAUUUCUUGGAAGAUUUGGAUUAAAAGGAGAUACACCAAAACAACAAAUUCAAACUUUAUCAGGUGGUCAAAAAAGUAGAUUAGUUUUUGCUGAAAUUUGUUGGAAAAAACCACAUUUAUUACUUCUUGAUGAACCUACAAAUCAUCUUGAUGCAGAUUCAAUUGAAUCAUUAAUUGAAGGAUUAUCUACUUUUGGAGGUGGAUUAGUAUUAAUUUCACAUCAUCAACAUAUGAUUGAAUCUGCAUGUGAAGAAAUCUGGGUUGUUAAAGGAAAUGGUACUGUAGAACGUUUUGAUGGAGAUUUUAAUGAUUAUAAGAAUAUGUUAUUGAAAGAUAUGGAUCUUGAUGAUGAAGAUAAUUAA
Molecule: messenger RNA, 1884 nt
Organism: Entamoeba dispar SAW760
Lineage: Eukaryota; Evosea; Mastigamoebida; Endamoebidae
Product: GCN20-type ATP-binding cassette protein GCN3, putative
Exons: 1
Coding region: 1-1884 (627 amino acids)
Molecular function (GO): ATP hydrolysis activity; ATP binding
Source: RefSeq, a predicted model, not a curated record